Molecule: messenger RNA, 1114 nt
Organism: Acanthopagrus latus (yellowfin seabream)
Lineage: Eukaryota; Metazoa; Chordata; Actinopteri; Spariformes; Sparidae
Gene: tmem109
Product: transmembrane protein 109
Exons: 3
Coding region: 126-806 (226 amino acids)
Biological process (GO): intrinsic apoptotic signaling pathway in response to DNA damage by p53 class mediator; cellular response to gamma radiation
Source: RefSeq, a predicted model, not a curated record
GGCACACAUCUCUUCUCUUCUACUCCAAAGUUUUUCCACAUCCUGUCCGUAGCCUCCCGUUGCUGCUUACGUUCAGAUGUAACUUUUCACAGCUCACCGUGUGAUUCGUUAGGUUAGCUUUCACCAUGUUUUCCCCCUUAAAACAGAGAGCCCUCGGCGGCCUGUGUGUGCUCAGCGCGCUGCUGCUGUGUGUUUCCGCGGAGAAAGUGGUCGAGAGCCGCACCGGGAUGAUCCAAGAGCUGCGAGCAACAGUGGCUGACCUAGCCGGGGAGGGAAGGUCUUAUUUAGGCAGGCUGGCAGGGGAGCAGACGGUGCUGUCGGUACAGAAGGCUUUCUCUCAGGUUCUGCGUCUUGUGGCAGGAGGUUUGGCUGGGGGUCUGAACGUGCUCCUGCAGUAUGUUUCACACUUCCUGCAGGCAGCUGGAAUUCAAGCUGGCUUUCCCAUCAACAAAGUGACUCCAGAGGGUCUAAUCUUCGUUGCCCAGUGGGUUCUUGUGGCUGUCAUUGGCUACUGGCUGCUCUCCUUUGCCUUCAGAUUGGUUGCCUCCACUCUGAGGCGGACUCUUUGGCUGCUGAAAGUGAGCAUGGCUUUGAUGUGUUUUGGACUCAUCCUUAGCGAUCGCAGUGUGGACACAGAAACCACAGCCAUCCGAAUGGCUGUCCUGGUGUGUGUCUGUGUGCUGGUGGGUGUCGGCACUUCAAGUGGCUCUUCUGCGGCUGAUAAAACUGCUCACCUGGAGGAGCAGGUAAAGAUACUGGAGAGGCGGCUGAGACAGAUGGAGAGGUGGAGGAGGACAGAGGAGUGAAGAAGGGAUUGAAAAGAGUCAGGUGUUCUUCUUUGUGUCUCCUAUCUCACGCCACAUGCAGAUGAUGGAGCACUGCUGUCUUCUGGGAUGGAACUUUAAAGGAGACAUUUUUCUGCUGUUUGAUGUUUUCUAUAUAUGGUGUUCAAAAAGUAGAUUUGUUAAUCACACAACAUAAUGACUUAGUCAUGUCUGGGAGCAGGAAUUUGUUGUCCUACACAAGGGGAAUUGUGUUCGAGCAGGAGAUAUGAAAGUUUUGGGUCCAAUGCUGUCCGUCCUUUUACUACAUUAAAGGAACAUUUAGGUAAAUA